AUGGUCCAGUGUGACAAAACCAAUAGACGCAAGACGCUCGACGAAUUCGCGCUCGAGGCGGAAGGGAACGAGGAGGAGGCGAGCCUCUCGCUUUUUGAUUUACUCUGCAUCGGCAUCGGCGGCACGGUCGGCAGCGGCGUCUUCGUGCUCACGGGCGAAGUCUACCCCGUCGCGGGCCCGUCGUCGGCGCUCUGCUGGAUGAUAGCGGGCGGCGUCUGCCUCCUCUCCGCGUUCUCGUACAUGGAGCUGUCGGCGGCGAUACAGUACGUGCAGUGGAUAUCGACGCAUCUUUUGUUUUUGCGAGACAGAUGCGGCGCGUAUUGAUCGAUGCAGGUGCCGACAUCAACGCGCGAAAUCGCAGGAAUGAAACCCCACUCAUAAGUGCGAUUCAAUUUGUUUGUGCGGGACAAGACAGGCCAAACCGACAUCGCGUGGCUCUGGUCUCCGAGCUACUCAGAGCAGGCGCGUCUCUGGAUAUUCGAAUUGAUACAGGCCCUUACGGCAUUUUUGACUCGGUCGACGACCUAGUACGAGCUAUCGAACGCGAAAUCGAUGGGUUGCGCGAUAACAGGGACUGGGUCGCGAUCCGCUCUCUCAUCGAGGGCGUCCGCGCGGCGGGAGGGACGUGGGCCGCCUACGCACGUCUUCCUCGCCGGCGUGUUUUAAGACUUCGGAGCUUGGUAGCCCGCGGUCGCGCGAGGACGGCCGACCCGAUCCUCGAGCCCGUCUUCCGCCUCCCGAACGAAAUGUGCUGGCACGUGCUCAAGUUCUGGCGCGCGACGUGUGCCACCACCGGCGAAGUCCUAUAA
Pelagomonas calceolata is the source of this 809-nucleotide messenger RNA. NCBI's taxonomy places the organism in Eukaryota, Pelagophyceae, Pelagomonadales, Pelagomonadaceae. The record is from the annotation of a GenBank genome assembly.